UUAUUACUGUAUGCUCAUUGCAUAUCGUUAUUCGAAGGAUUGGAAAAUUUGACAAUCUUAAUUAAUUGUAAGCUCCACAAAGACUUUAGCCAAAUUCUCCGGCUUUGGCGAAUACAAAAAGGCGGUACUUCUUUAGUUAAUUAUUCCUUAGAGAGGUUCAUUGAGGAUUAUUAGGUGGCUUGAGUUAUUAGCAAGAUGACAGAUGUGGAAAGCAAACAUGUUGAGACACCAAUGAGUGAUAAAGCAACUGUGGAGCAAAUUGCAGAAGAACAAAAGGCAGUGGGAAAUGAUUAUUAUCGAAAAAAGAACUUUAGUGAAGCCAUCAAGGCUUACACUUCUGCUAUUGAGCUUGGAACGGGUACCGCCAAAGGUGUCUAUUAUUCAAACAGAGCAGCUGCUUACAUGCUCAUGGGAGAGUUUGAAUUAGCAUUAAGUGAUGCUAAGCAAUCUGAUCGGUAUAACAGUAAUGUUCCGAAGACGCAUGCUCGAAUUCGCCAAGCCAUGGAAGGAUUAUCCGUACUUAAUGAAGCUGAGGUUUAUUUGAAAAACAAGCAAGGUGGUCUAGCUCUUAACGCUUUGGAUCGCUUGCAUCGUCGCCUCGAUGGUGCUGCUAAGCCUCCAGCCUUAUGGUCGUACUUGAGAGCCCGUGUGUAUAUCUGUCAAAAUGAUUUAAGUCAAGCGCAGAAGAUUGCUCUCGGAUUCCUUCGUGAGAACCCUAGAAAUGUAGAGGCUCUUGUAUUGCGUGGUCAAGUCCUUUACUAUUCUGGAGAAAACGCGAAGGCAAUUACGCAUUUUCAAGAAGCUUUGAAAUUGGAUCCUGAUUGCGCUUCUGCUAAAACGUUUUUUAAACGUGUUCGUUCACUUGAAAAUACCAAGGCUCAAGGAAAUGAUGCAUUUAAGCAAGGUAAACUUGAUAAAGCUAAAGAGUUAUAUUCCAAGGCCCUCGACAUUGACGUUGAUAAUAAAUUCACGAAUGCCAAAUUGUACAUGAACCGUGCCACGGUACUCUUAAAGUUGAAAAAGCCAGAAGAAGCUCUCAACGAUAGUAAUAAAGCUUUAGAGAUUGACUCCGGCUACGUUAAGGGUUUCAAGACUCGUGCUAAAGCUCAUGAGGCUUUAGAACAGUGGGAGGAUGCCGUACGUGACAUUCAAAGUGCGAUUGACUUAGACUCAGGCGAUUCCUCAUUGCGCCAAGAGCUCCGCCGCUUGCAAUUAGAAUUGAAGAAAUCUCAACGCAAAGACCAUUAUAAAAUUUUAGGUGUGUCUAAGAACGCGACGGAUGCUGAAAUUAAAAAGGCUUAUCGGAAAAUGGCACUUGUCUAUCAUCCGGAUAAGAAUGCUGGCGAUGAAAAGGCUGAAGCUAAAUUUAAAGAAAUUGGUGAAGCUUACGGUAUUUUGUCUGACCCCGAAAGCAGACGUCGUUUUGAUUCUGGUGCUGACUUAGAGGGCGGUAUGGGUGCGGAAGGUGCCGGUAUGGACCCCUAUGACAUUCUUCGUACUUAUCAAGCCAGCGGUGCUGGUGGUUUUCCUGGCGGUGGCUUCGGUGCUGGUGGUUUCCCUGGCGGUGGCUUCUAUUCUCAAGGUUUUAGCACCGGAGGCUACCCUGGCUUUAGCAGCUUCCAAUUCUAAAAAAUCAAUGAUCUUGGAAUAUUGUUAUAUCUCGUUGACUUGUUGAAAGGUAUAUAGAUCAUUUAAUGAUUCCAUCUUUUUUUUGAAUCGCCUGUUUUGUGUUUUCAGGUUUUUUAUUUGUCUUUCAUUGAAUGCUGAACACUAGAAAUGUAUUGAAUGUGUUUACGAGAAGCUUCUAGCGUUCAAGUCUUUUUAUUCCUGCUAAGAUCCUCUAAGGCAUUACUUUUUGCUGUCCUUUAUCGUUUACGUAUUCUUUGCGUUUUGUAUAAUUACAUACAGUUUAGAUACUUGUAUAUAUAAUAAAAGGUUAUUGGAAUAAACAAUUAAAA
This is a messenger RNA of Schizosaccharomyces cryophilus OY26, 1958 nucleotides long. RefSeq names its product DNAJ/TPR domain-containing protein DNAJC7 family protein. The record is from RefSeq and is a predicted model, not a curated record. Lineage: Eukaryota; Fungi; Ascomycota; Schizosaccharomycetes; Schizosaccharomycetales; Schizosaccharomycetaceae. The coding region runs from base 196 to 1629 and encodes 477 amino acids. Gene Ontology annotation, molecular function: protein binding. The transcript has a single exon.